This is a messenger RNA of Nothoprocta perdicaria, 4252 nucleotides long. RefSeq names its product diphosphoinositol pentakisphosphate kinase 2 (gene PPIP5K2). Gene Ontology annotation, biological process: inositol phosphate biosynthetic process; inositol metabolic process. Gene Ontology annotation, molecular function: 5-diphosphoinositol pentakisphosphate 1-kinase activity; inositol hexakisphosphate kinase activity; diphosphoinositol pentakisphosphate kinase activity. Gene Ontology annotation, cellular component: cytosol. The record is from RefSeq and is a predicted model, not a curated record. NCBI's taxonomy places the organism in Eukaryota, Metazoa, Chordata, Aves, Tinamiformes, Tinamidae. The coding region runs from base 67 to 3831 and encodes 1254 amino acids. The transcript has 30 exons.
UCCCCGGCCGCCGGGAAUGUGCCCGGGACCUCGGCUGCCACCUGCAUCCCUGCAGCGCUCGCAGUCAUGUCCGUGAGCGCCACCGAGAACGAUCCGCCCAGGUUCUUCGUGGGGGGAGAAGACAGCGAGGAGUUGCUGGACUCGGCCAGGUCGGCGGAUUACGACCAGUUCUACGGCCAUGCGGAGGAGGAGGAGGAGGAGUACGACUCUCCUCCAGAAAGACAAAUUUUGGUUGGGAUUUGUUCAAUGGCUAAGAAAUCCAAGUCCAAACCCAUGAAGGAAAUUCUGGAACGCCUCUCCAUGUUUAAGUACAUAACUGUUGUAAUAUUUGAAGAGGAUGUCAUUUUGAACGAGCCAGUAGAAAACUGGCCGGCAUGUGACUGUCUCAUUUCCUUUCAUUCUAAAGGUUUUCCACUGGACAAAGCAGUUGCCUACGCAAAACUCAGGAAUCCAUUUGUAAUCAAUGACUUGAAUAUGCAGUAUCACAUACAAGACAGGAGAGAAGUAUACAGUAUUCUUAAGGCUGAAGGCAUUUUACUUCCUCGUUAUGCAAUUCUAAACCGCGAUCCAAACAAUCCCCAAGAGUGCAGUUUGAUUGAAGGAGAAGAUCAUGUGGAGGUGAACGGGGAAAUUUUCCAAAAGCCUUUUGUAGAAAAGCCAGUUAGUGCUGAGGACCACAAUGUUUACAUUUAUUACCCAACAUCUGCUGGGGGUGGAAGCCAGAGGCUCUUUCGGAAGAUUGGCAGCCGAAGCAGUGUUUAUUCCCCUGAAAGCAGUGUGAGAAAAACAGGCUCCUAUAUUUAUGAGGAAUUCAUGCCUACAGAUGGCACUGAUGUGAAGGUGUACACAGUAGGUCCAGACUAUGCUCAUGCCGAAGCCCGGAAAUCUCCAGCUCUGGAUGGCAAGGUGGAGCGAGACAGUGAAGGAAAGGAAGUGAGGUAUCCAGUCAUCCUGAAUGCAAGAGAGAAGUUAAUUGCCUGGAAAGUAUGCCUUGCCUUCAAGCAAACAGUUUGUGGCUUUGAUUUAUUGCGUGCUAAUGGGCAGUCCUACGUCUGUGAUGUGAAUGGCUUCAGUUUUGUGAAGAACUCCAUGAAAUACUAUGAUGAUUGUGCUAAAAUACUUGGAAAUAUCAUAAUGAGAGAACUUGCUCCCCAGUUUCAGAUUCCUUGGUCAAUUCCUCUGGAAGCUGAAGACAUCCCCAUUGUGCCAACCACCUCCGGAACGAUGAUGGAGCUUAGAUGUGUUAUAGCUGUAAUACGUCAUGGGGACCGAACACCAAAACAAAAAAUGAAAAUGGAAGUUAAACAUCAAAGAUUUUUUGAUCUCUUCGAAAAAUGUGAUGGAUACAAAUCUGGAAAACUAAAAUUGAAAAAGCCCAAACAGUUACAGGAAGUGCUUGAUAUAGCAAGGCAACUUCUUGUGGAACUUGGGCAAAACAACGAUUCUGAAAUUGAAGAAAGCAAAGCAAAACUUGAGCAGCUAAAGACUGUGCUGGAAAUGUAUGGGCAUUUUUCGGGGAUAAAUCGCAAAGUCCAGUUAACAUAUCUUCCUCAUGGUUGCCCCAAAACGUCCAGUGAAGAGGAAGACAACAGAAGAAACGAGCCGUCCCUGCUGCUGGUUCUGAAAUGGGGAGGAGAGCUGACCCCGGCGGGCAGGGUUCAAGCGGAGGAGCUGGGAAGGGCUUUCAGGUGCAUGUAUCCGGGCGGACAAGGAGACUACGCCGGCUUUCCGGGCUGCGGGCUGCUCCGCUUGCACAGCACCUACCGGCACGACCUCAAAAUCUACGCGUCCGAUGAGGGGCGAGUGCAGAUGACGGCGGCCGCCUUCGCCAAGGGCCUACUGGCCUUAGAGGGUGAGCUGACUCCUAUUCUCGUCCAGAUGGUGAAGAGUGCUAACAUGAAUGGUCUCUUGGACAGUGACAGCGAUUCUUUAAGCAGCUGCCAGCACCGUGUCAAAGCAAGACUCCAUGAAAUUCUCCAGAGAGACAGAGAUUUCACUGCUGAUGAUUAUGAUAAGCUUACUCCAUCUGGAAGCAUCUCUUUGAUAAAAUCGAUGCAGGUUAUCAAAAAUCCUGUGAAGACAUGUGACAAAGUCUAUUCCUUAAUCCAGAGCUUGACUUCACAGAUCAGGCAAAGAAUGGAAGAUCCAAAGUCUGCAGAUAUUCAGCUGUACCACAGUGAAACACUGGAACUGAUGCUGCGCAGGUGGGCCAAGCUGGAGAAAGACUUCAAAACAAAGAAUGGACGAUAUGACAUUAGCAAGAUUCCUGACAUUUAUGACUGCAUAAAAUAUGACGUUCAGCACAACGGUUCCCUAAAAUUAGAAAACACAAUGGAAUUGUACAGGCUUUCAAAGGCUUUAGCUGACAUUGUGAUUCCUCAGGAGUAUGGUAUUUCCAAGGCUGAGAAACUAGAGAUUGCCAAAGGUUACUGCACUCCUCUAGUGAGAAAAAUCCGUUCUGACCUUCAGAGGACUCAAGAUGAUGAUACUGUAAAUAAGCUUCACCCACUCUACUCCCGGGGCGUUAUGUCCCCCGAGCGGCACGUGCGCACGCGCCUCUAUUUCACCAGCGAGAGUCACGUCCAUUCCCUGUUGUCCACCCUUCGCUACGGUGCCUUAUGCGACGAGUCAAAAGAUGAACAGUGGAAGCGAGCUAUGGAUUACCUGAAUGUUGUCAAUGAACUCAAUUACAUGACACAGAUUGUUAUCAUGCUUUAUGAGGAUCCAAACAAGGAACUUUCUUCAGAGGAGCGCUUCCAUGUAGAGCUGCACUUUAGUCCAGGAGCCAAAGGCUGUGAGGAAGACAAAAAUUUACCAGCUGGAUAUGGAUAUCGACCUGCCUCCCGAGAGAAUGAAGGCUCGAAGAAAACCUCCCAUAGAAAUGAUAGUGAUGAGGAGGCACAUGCUCCUAAAAGGGAUGAAACAGAUCGGUCAGUAGUGAUGUUCAAGCCAAUGGUAUCAGACCCAAUUCACAUACACAGAAAGUCACCUCUUCCAAGAUCCAGGAAGAUUGGUUCUGUUGAAGAAGAGAGCCCCCUGAGUGUGUCUAGCCCAGAGUGUAUUGGUACCUGGCUGCAUUACACCAGUGGUGUGGGUACUGGGCGUCGAAGACGCAGAUCAGGGGAACAAAUCACUUCUUCCCCUGUCUCCCCUAAAUCAUUGGCUUUCACAUCCAGUAUUUUUGGCUCAUGGCAACAGGUCCUAUCAGAAAGCAAUAGUAAUUUACGAACACCGAGAACUAUUCUGGAGCAAAAGCAGAGUGGUCUAGGGUCUCAGUGUGCGGGCCUGUUUAGCACCUCAGUGCUCGGGGGUUCUUCGAGUGCACCUAACCUACAGGAUUAUGCUCGUACUCAUCGUAAAAAGCUGACUUCUUCUGGCUUCAUAGAUGACACCACACGCGGUUCUGCUGUUAAAAGGUUUUCUAUCUCAUUUGCUCGACACCCAACCAAUGGUUUUGAACUGUAUUCCAUGGUGCCUUCUAUUUGCCCUUUGGAAACCCUACACAAUUCCCUGUCUUUAAAGCAGGUGGAUGAAUUUCUUGCCUCUGUUGCUGCUCCAUCAAGUGAAAAUCUACAGGAGACAUGUACUGCUCUUAGUUCCUCUCCAACCUACAUGAGUCCCCUGUCAGGAAGGAAGAGUUCGUUAAAUACCUACACCCCUACAAAAAUUCUCCCCACACCGCUUGAAGCUUUGCCUGAGAGGCUGCCAGUGGAGAAGACCAGCACACCUACCAGUGGAUCUCCUGGCUGUGAAACUAAAGUUAAGCUGUCUCCAGAAGAAACCUCCCUGGAAGUCAAAGUUAGUGCUGAAAUUCUUGCUGAGAAGAAGUGAAAUCGGUGAGAAGAAAUGAAAUUGGUCAGAGAAAUUGGAAGCAACUUCUUAAACGUUUCUUUAGUGUGCAUUUGAUUGUAGAGAAACAGACUAAAUGAUGAUUGAGCUUUCAGAAGCCAUUUGCGUCUGCGUUUCAUAGUGCACUUAACCCCAUAUAAACUAAGGACAACUAGUGUGCACUCUACAUAUCUAGGUCAAAGAUCUCAUUUUUAAAAAACAGUUAAGGAAAUACUUAUGAGCUGGAUGAACUGCACACCUUUAAUGGAAAAAGCUGCACAAGAAUCCUUCUCGUGUCUUCAAAUAUUUACUGUAAACAUGUACAAAAACACAAAACCUGUCCAGUGGUAUGUUAUGGUGGCAUUGUUGAUGCUGCUGUAAUGAAGCAUUAUCUGUUGUCAUUAUAAACUUCUAUUUUCAGGAG